UGUUGGUGAGAGUCCUGGCAGUAGUGAGACCAGCAGCUUGACCGGCACAGUGAGCCUUUUACUGGGGCCUCAUCAUGGCUCUUCUUCUCCAGAACCAGUUCAAGCCAUUACCUGCCGAUAAGCAGAUAGACACUUGCAGUUUCUUGGAUUCCGUCUCUCACCUGCCUGCAUUUUUCGACUGCCUCGGUUCUGCUAUAUUCUCUCCAAUCAAGGCUGACAUUACAGGCAACAUAACGAAAAUUCGUAAUGUCUAUGAAACAAACCCCACCAAGUUCAAAACGUUGCAGCAGAUUUUGGAAGGAGAAAAAGAAAUGCAUGGACCCUGUUGGCCAAAAGUUGGAGCAACUCUAGCUCUGAUGUGGUUAAAAAGGGGCCUAAAAUUUAUUCAGGUGUUUUUACAAAGCAUCUCUGAUGGAGAAAGGGACGAAAAUAACCCAAAUCUCCUUAGAGUCAAUGUAACGAAGGCUUAUGAGCUUGCACUCAAAAAAUACCAUGGCUGGGUUGUACAGAAAGUAUUCCAGGCUGCGCUCUGUGCUGCUCCAUAUAAAGAUGACUUCCUUAAGGCCCUUUCGAAAGGACAAAAUGUGAAAGAGGAAGAAUGCAUAGAGAAAAUCCGUCAGUUCCUGGUCAACUACACCACCACAAUUGAAGCAAUAUACAUAAUGUACAUCAAGAUGGGUGCAGAGCUGGAUUACAAAGCCUAACUUACCCAUUUACAGACUUAACCUACUCAUUGCUUUAGUUUCAACUCAGGACCAUAACCUCAUUUUUUUUUUUUUCUGUCUUCCGGAGAGGUUUAUCAGAUACUUGGAAUUUUCAGUACAAACAAAAACCUAAUGAAAG
Messenger RNA from Bufo bufo (common toad), 843 nucleotides. RefSeq names its product glycolipid transfer protein (gene GLTP). Gene Ontology annotation, molecular function: ceramide 1-phosphate binding; ceramide 1-phosphate transfer activity. Gene Ontology annotation, biological process: intermembrane lipid transfer; ceramide transport. Gene Ontology annotation, cellular component: cytoplasm; membrane; cytosol. Bases 75 to 704 code for a protein of 209 amino acids. The record is from RefSeq and is a predicted model, not a curated record. Lineage: Eukaryota; Metazoa; Chordata; Amphibia; Anura; Bufonidae. The transcript has 5 exons.